Micropterus salmoides (largemouth bass) is the source of this 1976-nucleotide messenger RNA. It is a transcript of the gene aldh6a1, whose product is annotated as aldehyde dehydrogenase 6 family, member A1. Gene Ontology annotation, biological process: L-valine catabolic process; thymine catabolic process. Lineage: Eukaryota; Metazoa; Chordata; Actinopteri; Centrarchiformes; Centrarchidae. The record is from RefSeq and is a predicted model, not a curated record. Gene Ontology annotation, molecular function: malonate-semialdehyde dehydrogenase (acetylating, [NAD(P)+]) activity; methylmalonate-semialdehyde dehydrogenase (acylating, NAD+) activity. Gene Ontology annotation, cellular component: mitochondrion. Bases 118 to 1695 code for a protein of 525 amino acids. The transcript has 12 exons.
CCGCCCACAGGUAAUACGUCUCUGUGAAGAAGACUGAACGUUGUCACCGUCAGGACACCGGCCUACCCGCAGAGUUGGUCAAAUCUAAUCGACCCACACUUAAUAACAUUUCCAGCCAUGGCGACGACGGCAUUGAGGUCGGUGCUAAAGGCAAAGGUCCCGCUUAAAGUUGGCCACAUGUGCUACUCCUCCUCAGUGCCCACCACCAAGCUGUUCAUUGAUGGGAAGUUUGUUGAAUCAAAGACUUCAGAAUGGAUGGAUAUUCACAAUCCUGCUACCAACGAGGUGAUCUCCCGUGUACCCAAAGCCACGCAGGAGGAGAUGUUGGCUGCUGUGGACUCGUGCUCCAGAGCCUUUCGCUCCUGGUCCGAGACGUCCAUCUUGGCACGGCAGCAGGUCUUUCUGCGCUAUCAGCAGCUUAUCAAGGACAACAUUAAAGAACUUGCCAAAGCCAUCACAGUGGAACAGGGCAAGACCCUUGCAGAUGCAGAGGGGGAUGUAUUCAGAGGAUUGCAGGUUGUGGAGCACGCCUGCAGCAUCACCUCUCUGAUGCUCGGGGAAACUCUGCCCUCCAUCACCAAGGACAUGGACACCUACACUUUCCGCCUGCCCCUUGGGGUGUGUGCUGGGAUCGCGCCUUUCAACUUCCCUGCCAUGAUCCCUCUAUGGAUGUUCCCCAUGGGCAUGGUGUGCGGCAACACCUACUUGUUGAAGCCCUCAGAGCGGGUGCCAACCUGCGCCAUGCUACUGGCCAAGAUGCUGCAGGAUGCCGGUGCACCAGACGGGGCGCUCAACAUCAUCCACGGCCAACACGCUGCUGUGAAUUUCAUCUGUGACCAUCCGGCCAUCAAGGCAAUCAGCUUUGUUGGCUCAAACCAAGCUGGGGAGUAUAUUUAUGAGAGGGGCUCUAAAAAUGGCAAGAGGGUCCAGUCGAAUAUGGGAGCCAAGAACCAUGGUGUGGUGAUGCCUGAUGCCAACAAGGAGAACACUCUGAACCAGCUUGUGGGUGCAGCGUUUGGGGCAGCAGGACAGCGCUGCAUGGCUCUGUCCACAGCCAUCCUGGUGGGCGAGGCGCGGAGUUGGCUGCCAGAGCUGGUGGAGCGUUCCAAGGCUCUGCGCGUGAACGCAGGAGACCAGCCUGGUGCAGACGUGGGGCCUCUGAUCUCUCCCCAGGCCAAGGAGAGAGUCUGCAGUCUGGUCCAGAGUGGUGUGGAUGAGGGAGCUAAGCUGCUCCUGGAUGGCCGAAACGUCAAGGUCAAGGGUUACGAGAACGGCAACUUUGUAGGUCCCACCAUCAUCGCCAAUGUCACACCUGCGAUGAAGUGCUACACUGAAGAGAUCUUUGGGCCGGUGUUGGUCAUCCUGGAGGCAGACACAUUGGAUGAUGCCAUCAGUUUGGUCAACAGGAACCCCUAUGGCAACGGUACAGCCAUCUUCACCACAAAUGGCGCCACUGCACGCAAAUACACUCACGAGGUGGACGUGGGCCAGGUUGGAGUCAAUGUCCCCAUCCCUGUUCCACUGCCCAUGUUCUCCUUCACUGGAUCAAGAGGAUCCUUCAGAGGGGACAUGAACUUCUAUGGAAAACAAGGCAUCCAGUUCUACACACAGACCAAAACUGUGACCUCGCAAUGGAAAGCUGAAGAUGCCACCUUGAAAAGUCCUGCUGUCACCAUGCCUACAAUGGGACGCUAAAUACUCCAUCCAAGCGCUGCUGUUCAUUCUGAUAAAAACCCAGACACCCUUCUUCCACACGCAAAACAGACUUGUGUGUUCAAUGUGAAUAGUUCAUAAUGCAAUUUAUUACAUAAUACUUUAUUACAUAAGACUUUUACAUUAGAUGUGUAUGUAAAGAUACUAUGUACUGAACUGUAAACCACUGUGGCCAAGAUUUUAACAAAGCAAACUGUACAGUUGAGGCAAUGUUACUGGAUCAAUGUCAUUUCCUCAAAUACACCAGUAUUGAAACUCUUGUG